Caenorhabditis auriculariae is the source of this 7736-nucleotide messenger RNA. Lineage: Eukaryota; Metazoa; Nematoda; Chromadorea; Rhabditida; Rhabditidae. The record is from the annotation of a GenBank genome assembly.
AUGCCUUCUUAUAAUCACAAUCGUUCAAAGGUUUGAAAUCUUAUUUUCUAUUGUUUCAUCAGUUUUUGAAGGAAAAUCUCAAUUGGGAUUAUGGAAUAGUCUCGAACAUCGAGAAAGACACAGGCUAUGUCUUUGUGGUGAUUCUGGCAAAAGACGUUACCGCGCUUCUUGAAAAAUCGAUCAGAUGUCCAAAUCUCCGAAAAGGGGAUUUCCUACGCGUGAGAUACAGGUGAACGGUUUUUUUCCAGGAGUGUUUCAUUCAGAUUUCUUAUUGCAGGGCAAACAGGAAUGUACCGGUAAACUAUCGCGCUAAAUACACAGUGGAGAAUCUGGAGCUUACCGCCCCGUUAGCUGAAGUUAUAAGCACAAAUCCAAAGCUUCUUGUCAGUUUUUUUUUUCGUGAACGUGAUUCACAUAACAUGAAUAACGUUUUCCCUCCGUUUCAGCUGAGAACAGUCGCGAAAGUCGAUCGCCUCGGGGAAUCUGGGAAAAAAACGUUGCUUUGGGAUGCAACUUUUGGUGAGUUCAAUUGAUCGAAAUGUUUAAUUAUUUUUGUUACAGGAUUCUUCGUCGAUCUUUGGAACAUAAUCGAUUACGAGCGUGACGCUCUUUUAGAGUUUGAAUUCACGGUUCGUUUAUUCAAAAAGUGGGUUUUGUUUCAAGUUUCCUUUUCAGGUUACCACAAACCCUCGCGAUAGGUACUCCACGGUUUUCGUGCCAACAAAAAGUGAUAAGACGGAUUGAAAAUGUUUGUUCUUUUCUCGAAUAUUUCCUUGUAUAGAAUAAUUUCCGUUAUUGAUAAUAAUUCGAAAAAAAUAACACCAAAUUUGCUUCGGAAGUUUUAUAAAGCAUCAGAAAACUUGUCACAAAAUAUAGUUUAAAACGAUACUUCGAAAAACAUUUUCACGAUGCAAGAAGACGUUCGCCUUUAGAUUUUUCGUUGAUUUCUGAUUCUUAACAACAAAAUUUUUGUCUAUUUUGCUUUUUUGAAUCUUUAAGUUCGAUCAGUAGUAUGAGUUCAGCGCGAUGGCGGUUCCGAGAACUCCGGAAGAAAUUUCUCGACAUUUCGACGGAGUACCUCUGGAAACUACAAAGAGAAUACGUUCCAGAGGAACUCUCGCAGUUCAGAAAGUGCUCACCGCGACAAUGUAACCGUCAUGAACUCGUCGAGAUCGCCAUAUCCUGCAGUGAGUUAACUCUACAAAUCACGGAAUUUCGAUUUUGAACCUAGUUUGAGUGGUUUUGAAAACAUCGAAACUUUUUCAUCAAAGCUUAUAAACUUAGCUUUUCAGAAUUUUCAUUAUGAAUUUUAAAAUAAACGGCUGUAAACAAUUAAUCAUAAAAAAUGGAACUUCAUUUCAAUAGUUUUUUAUAUUCUCUCAGGAUCUUCUGAUGGCAAAAUUUCCUAAUUACGCGGGAAAAGCCGUUUGAGAUUUUGCUAGCAUUCAAUUAGCACUACCAUUUAUUUCUACUAUUUUCUGAAUUUACGAAAUUAUAUCAAUAGAGGAAAUUCAGCACGAUGGUUCUCAAAACUUCGACAGAAAUUCUACCUCAUCACAACAAAAACCCUUUGGAAACUACGAAGGAGACGCUUAUCAGAGGAAUGUUCGGGAUGAAGCGAUCUCUGGCAAUGAAGUCAUGGCAAAAACUUCAAAGUGGCCAAAUCCUCCAGUAAGUUUCAUUCAACGACUUCGUAGCCUAAGUUAAAUCUCGAUCCGGAGUCAAUCAAAUGUAAUCAGUGAUGUGAAUUUAGCGCAGCGUCAAUUCUGAAAGAAUCGAAAGAAGUUACUCGACACCUCGAGAGAACAACUUUGGAAACCACGGAGAAGAGGCUUCUCAAAAAGUCACGCGCAACGCAUCGACUGUUGACUGCCGCAAUAAAGUCUGGGGGAACUCGUCCAAAUGGCCGCAUCCUGCAGUGAGUUUUCUUAUAAGAAUCUUGGGAUUUUCAUAAACCAUACUGACCAGAGUAGUACGAAGUUUUUGUGUGCACCACACAUUUCUUCUUUUAAGCUAUCAAAAGAUAUAAAAGGGUGGAUUCAGAACAAGGCCGAUUCCGACCGGUUCGAGAAAGAUUCGCGAAGGUGCAUUUCAGCGAAUCCGUCUAAUCCUUCGUCAUCAGUAAGUCUUCAGCGAUAUGAUUCCAACAAUUCGUAUUAUUAAUCUUUUUUCACUAUAGUCAAUUUUUCGUGGCUUGAGAGGCAAGGGAGGCAGAGAAGUGAGCGAUACGCGUAGCGUGUGCGUUCGCGGUUCUUGGCACGAAUUCAGUUCAACUGUCAGUGACUAUUUAAAAAGCUCGGUCACCGUUUUUUUUUGAAUCUGGUUUACGACUUCUUAAUGCACAAAUGAAAAAAAUAACCAAUAAAGAAAUAAAAAAGAAAUGAAAAGAGCGAUGAACGAACUUUCUGAAUAAAAAAAAAUGAAUUGAAACUCGCGCCAAGAACCGCAAACGGACACGCUACGCACAUUUUUCUGCCUCCCUCGCCUUUCAAAUCGGGAAAAUUUGACUAUACGACAUCAGUAGUAUCAUUGCUUCAGGACAUUCCUAUUCUGAAAAACAUCGGAGAAGGUUUCAUCGGAAAAAUUUGUUGAAUUAUUGUCUGUGUACCACGACUUGAAAUUUCACCGAACGACAUUCCGCUGUUACGCUGCGUCGCGAAGCGUCUUGGCGAGCCUCGGUCUCGCUUUGAAUCGGUUCUCAUUUCUGAUAGAUGGACUGUUUUACUAGGAACACGUGUUGGUCGAUUUCUUAAAUAAAAUGAAAAAUUAAAGGCACGCAAAGGCACGCAGCGUAACAGAGGAAUGUUUUCCCAAGUUGUGGUACACAGAUUAUAUGACUCGUUCAGAUAUAAUCAUUAGUGGAAGUUCAAACCGAAAUCUUAUUAAGGGAACUGGGAAAAAUUACUCGACAGCCUUACGAAACACCUCUGGAAACUACGGAGAAGACGAAGUUUGGAGGGUCGAGAGCCGUCCAACGAAAUUUCUUUCCGACGAAGAAAUCAUAGCGAUCUCGGUCGAACGGCUGCAUCCCGCAGUAAGUUACCUCCAAAAAUUUGAGGAUUUUUCAAUCAUUUCACCCUUGAUUGAGUAUUAUUUGCUCAGAUUCAAAAUUUCAUUUGACAUUUUCUGAUGCAAUCAACAGAGUCAAUUUAGCGCGAUCAAUCUGUGAGAGAUCCGAGAAUUUUGAGUACAGCGAACUCGUUAGAACCGACGUUAUCGGGGAGUUUUUUUGCGAAAAAUCCGAGUCGUUGGUAUCUUUUCAUUCGUUAAAUUUCAUGAAAAAAAUUGUUCUAAGGUACUCAAAAAAAUAUUAAUGAAGGUUCUAACAAAAAGCUUAUCAAAAUUUAAAAAUAAAUACCCGAUGGGAAAUUUGUUGAUUUUUGAGUAUGAUAUCGACAAAUUUUUCCAAUUGUUUGAGUUCUCCACAAAAUCUUCUUUUCAGGAAACUCAAGAAAAUAAACCGACAGCCCAAAAGAUACAUGAAAAAGAUGGCGAAGACGUUUUUCCGGAAAAUUCUCGCAAGUCAGCGAUUGUUGACGCCGGAAAUGAAGUCUUUGUGAACACCCCCGAAUGGCUCGAGUUCCCAGUAAGUUAUAUUUAAGAAUUCAUUAAAAUAGUUUUUCCAUAAGAUCCAUCAAUGAAGGUUCACAGAAAAAAAUUUUUUUGCCUCUGGUUCUCUCAAAUGAAUUUUUUUGAAACCGAGCUUUUUGCAAGUUACUUUCCGACAUUUUUCUUUUUACAAAAAUUUCUUCUUGUAUUAUUAUUUUUCAGAUUACUUUCUGCUUCUUUUUGAUUUUUGAUACUCAAUCUUUAUGAGGUAUAUCAAAAAAAUUUAAAAAGAAAUUCCGAGCGGAAAAAGCUUCCCAAGGGUAUGAAAAAAACUCGGAUUCAUACUUCCAAAUUUUUUUCUGUGUUCAACUUUCAAAUUUUUUUCCUGAAUUUAUUUAUCAAUAUUUUGAGUUUAGCUCGAAAUUGUUUCUGAACAACCUGAGGACGAUCCGCCAGAAAAAAACGUCGAAGAAAUACCGAUGGCAAAAAAAUGGUCUGAACCAAUGUUAAUAGUAAGUUUUCAGCGAAAUACGAACCAAUCCUGUAUUUUUCAGUUUCAAUUGACUUUCCUUUUUUCAACACCACCACAUUUUAUUACUAGUAUGUGAAAAUUCCCAGUAGCGUAUUUAAAUAAAAUGUUAAACAAAAUUUUUCGGAUAGAUCCCUAAAGCAGUGGCCAUAAAAAAAUGUGUUUGAGUUUUAUUUAUAACAUAAAAAAAUAUGUUCUCGAGGCUCCAAACUUUUUCUUCUGAAUUUUCAAAAGUUAUCAACGUGGUGAAUUCAGAGAAAACCCGGUUUCAACCGAUCGUCCAGUUCGACGCUAUCAGUAAGUCUUCAGUGAUAUAAUUCGAACCGUUUGUAUAAAUAAUUUUUAAACGCCAUUUUUUUUCACAACCUUAGUCUUCUGUUUUUCCCAGGGUCGGUGUCUACUCGUUAAAUUGGACUUAUUCCUGUUACUGGUUCCACUUUUGUCUUAUAUUAUUCAAACUUUUUAUUUUUUGUUAUAAGCAGUGAAUGAACAUAUUAUUAAAAUUUUAUGAGGAAAUUUAGUAGGUCAUUUGGCAAACAUUGAAGAAUUUUCCAGUGCAAAGUUUACUGAAGAUAUGUGGAAAAGCGGUCACCAUUAGGAAAUGUGUCAGAUUUUUAUUUAAACCACCAAACGUAUACUUUUUUAGCUCUCAACGUUUUUUUUUAUGAAUUUUACAAAUGUAAUCAACGUAGUGAGUUCAGAGCAUAGACGAAUUCGAGGGGGUUAUCGUAGCCGGUUACCCUACGUCCACACCGACUUCAUCAGUAAGUCUUCAGAGAUAUAAUUCAAACCGUUUGUAUCAUUCAGUUUGAAAUAAAGUUUAUUUUAUCUCCUUCUCAAUAUUCAAAUUGUGUAAAAACAUUCAUGAUAAGUUAUUCGAAAAAUUUGAAAAAGGUUUGAUUUGAAAGCUUCCUGAGAAUUGAAAACCGGUGGUCCUCGCCGAGGAAAUCGUAAUUUUAGAUUUAAUCAAAUGUCAUCAGUAGUGUGUUCGAUAUGAAGUUUUUUUCUUCAGGACAGUGAAUGGAAUUAUUCGAAAUUUCCGCAAAAAACUGUCGGAAACCUAGAAGAAGAGGCUUCGCUGAAGGUCUCACGCAAUCCAGAGACUAUUCACUCCAACAAAGAACUCGUACAGAACUCUUCCAAAUGGCCGCAUCCUGCAGUAAGUUACUUCCAAGAAUGUUGAGAUAAUUUUAUUUGAUCUUGGCUGACUAGAGAACGAUAUUACAAAAAAAAUGUUCAAAAGGGUUCAAAAUGCUCCCUAGUCAGCAAUGUGAAAGAAUUUUUGUGAGAUUCCAACUUUUUCUGAAGUUUAAUGAACAGAGUGAAUUCAGAGCGACCAAUCUGUGAAAGAUCCGAGAAAUUACAGUACAGUGAACUCGUCCAAUACGACACCGCGUCACGAAGUUAGUUACCUUCUAGAAUCUCAAAUUUUUUAAGUGGUCUAUUUUAUGGUUCGAGAUAGUUUGGUUCAUACUAUAAAGAGAAAUUGUAAACUAAAUUGGCUGAGAUGAUCCUUACAGGGAGUGAAGUUGACAUUGCAUCUAAUGAAAAAUUUUCUGAUGAACUGGAUUAAGGAGUUCGGAAAGUUUCGAGGUAGUAGAGAUGAAGCAAAAUAGGAAAUUAUUAUAACCCGAACCGUUUGUAUUAUUCCGUUUGGAAAAACUUUUCUUUUUUGUUUUUUGAAAAGUUUCUCAGGCCAACCUCUUUUUUUCUGAAUUUUCUGUAGAUAACUAACCUAGUGCAUUCAGAACGGAGCCGAUGUUGACCGAUCUGGAAGAAAUUCGACAAACGGUCAAAACUCAUACAGAAAUAACGACGGAGGAAUAUCCAUGGAAAGGAGCAACUCAACGUAUUUCCAACCGAUAAUUUCGGUAAGUUUCCGAAAAAUGAUCCUUUUGAAAUAUCUGUAUAUUUCUUUUAGUUUUUCCUAGCAGUAUUCCCUCUUCUCAAGGGCAUUUAUGACAGAGUAGUUAAAAAAAAGUAUCAAUCAAAAAGUUAAAAUGUGAAUCAAUCGAUCCGUACUUGGAAACCCUUUAAUUUUUUUCAUCUUAAAUAUGUAGAGUGUAAUAAAAAGCGUAAAUUUAGCACAGUGUCGACUCUGAAAACCACUCAUCCUUCCGGCAGAACCAAUAUGAAGGCAGCGACGGAGACGCUUUGCAGAGGGAUUCGCACAAUCCAGAGACUGUUCGCUCGAACAAAGAAAACUCUUCGAAAUGGCCAAAUCCUGCAGUGAGUUUCAUUUUGGAAUUUCUGAAUUCUUCUAUUUCAUGUAACUUUUCAAAGCACCGUUGUUUUUGUGAAAGAUUGUAGGACUUUUGCAGAAAUGUUAGCGAAACUUGAAAAAAAAAAUCUAAUAUAUUUUCGAAAAGCUUAUUGAACGCAUGGAAAUCGUUCCCCAAUAGGAAACUUGAUAAUAAUGUCAGAUUUAAUAAAUAGUUUGAGUUCAAUACGAAGCUUUUUUUGUUCAGGAAACUGAAAAGAGUGCAGCGAGAGGUCGUGGGGACAUCCCAGAAAACUACAAAAAGCCGUGUUUUCAAGAAAUUCUUGGAACUCCAACAAAGAAGACGUAAGUAGCUCUUCCAAAUGGUCGAAUCCUGCAGUAAGUUACCUUCAAGGACUUUUGCCAAUUUCAUAUUUUUAUAGUAGAAUAAGUAAUAUGAAAAUAAUUUGAUUAUUUUUCUAACUAUUUUUUUGAAUUUUUUUCAAAUGUUAACGAAAGUAUUCAGUACGAAGACAAUUACGAUCGAUCAGUGAGAGAUCCUCGGAAUCCCAACUCGGCGAACUCGUUCCAACAGACGCUAGCAGUAAGUUUUCAGCGAGAUAAACUAAACCGUUCUUAGUACUCGGUUUUGACCAACCUCUCUUUUUUUGAAUCUUACUGUAAAAUGUUACAACUCUCAAUCUUUUUUUUCCUAGAGUAACCAACAGAGUCAAUUCAGCACGGAGCCAAUUUCGACCAAUCUGGAAGAAAUUAUUCGACAAACAGUCGGAGCUCGUUUAGAAAUUGCGACGAAGGAAGGCCGAUGGGAAGUCGCAGUUCAGCAAAUUCAUCGAGACCCAUGCACUCCGUAAGUUUACAGCGGGAUAAUCUGAAUCGUCCAACUUAUCAAGUUGUUAAAUCAAUUUUUUCCUCAUCAUCACAAUAUUAUAUUUUAAUGACGACGGUCAUUAAAGGGAAUUUGAAGAAAAACUUGAUCAAACUUUUGUUCUGAUGUUUCGCUUCUGAUGGAAUUCCGUGUCAUGGAAAAACUUGGAAUUUCCGAACUGAGUAGAAUUAUUCAGAACCUUUACUCAAUAAGAAAUGAAAAUUGAGCCAUUCUGCAAAAUUUCCUUUAACUGAUUUUUGAGAGACAUAUGCAACAAUUUUCAGAUGAACCCAACGUCCGGAGGAUGUAGCAGCAGAACUUCUCAAAAACAAGAUCAUGGUAAGGCUGAACCCGACAGAUCGGAAAAGCUAUUGGUAAUUUAUCCAACUUUUUUCUUUUAUUAUCAAAUAUCUCUUCUCAGAACUGAAAACUUAGCAGACCGCUUAAAACUUUGUCAAGAGGUCUAUUAGGAUAAGAUUUUUUUUUAGUAAAUUAUCUCAUUUCCAUGUUGGUUUUUUCUUUUUUCAGAAGGAUCUUCGACAGCUCGCCAUACGAGCGUUGCGAGACCCUAA